Prunus mume (Japanese apricot) is the source of this 2726-nucleotide messenger RNA. RefSeq names its product ubiquitin-specific protease 18 (gene UBP18). Gene Ontology annotation, biological process: protein deubiquitination. The record is from RefSeq and is a predicted model, not a curated record. Lineage: Eukaryota; Viridiplantae; Streptophyta; Magnoliopsida; Rosales; Rosaceae. Gene Ontology annotation, molecular function: cysteine-type deubiquitinase activity. Gene Ontology annotation, cellular component: cytosol; nucleus.
AUUUUUCUUCUCAAAAUUAUUGUUAACGUAACCAAAAAGCUAGAACAAGAAACAUACAAGGGAAGAGAAGCAGAGGUCGCCAUGUAUAAAAUAAAGAAGCUUCCUUUGUCUUGUUACACUUACCAAAUUAUUGAUUGAAACCCUAACCCUAAUCUGAUUUCGCUCUUUCGCUCUCUCUCUGGGUUGCUUCAGAAAAAAGAACCCUAAUUUCCUAGUGGGCGAGUGAGAAAGAGCUAGAAAAACCCUAAAUUGAGCUUUGAAUUGUGGUGAUUACUGUAAAUUAUCGAUGAGAAGGAUUGCGAUUGGGGAGGAGUUAAAGAUCGAAGCUGGAGAGGCGUAGAUGCAUGUCGCGGGAGUGAGCUUGGAUCUGAAUUGGUUCCUUCAAUUCAUAUUUACUGCGUUUAUAAUAGCGUUUGGAUUGCUACACUUUGUGAAGAACACGGCCUCGAAGUACUUUGAGGUCGACGCCAACUUCGAAGGAGGAGACCACAGUGAUCGGACCCAAAUGCCGGGUGCUCUAAUGGAGGAUCCGGUUUGUGCCGUGUGUGGCAAUUCGGGUCCCAAGAAGUGCUCUCGCUGCAAAGCCGUUAGAUACUGCUCGCAAAAGUGCCAAGAAAAACAUUGGAAAUCAGGGCAUAAGACAGAAUGCAAAAACACGUUGAGUAAUUCUAGAUUUAAAACUUCAGGCGGUGGGGGUAAAACUUUCUCCGGACUCGCACUUGUUCCCGUUCGUGGAAUUUCUAAGCAUAUCAAGAAGCCGAAAGAGAUUCUUUUUCCCUAUGAUGAAUUUGUUCAACUUUUCAAUUGGGACAAGCUCAGAUUUCCUCCUUGUGGACUCUUAAAUUGCGGCAACAGUUGCUUUGCCAACGUGGUUCUACAGUGUCUUUCGUCCACUCGACCGCUUGUUGCCUACUUGUUAGUGAAGGGCCAUCGGAGAGAAUGCAUAUAUGAAGAUUGGUGCUUUCUUUGUGAAUUUCAAACCCAUCUUGAAAGAGCAAGCCAAAGUUCCCAGGCCUUUUCACCAACCAACAUUAUCUCUAGAUUACCAAAUAUUGGUGGUAAUCUUGUCCACGGGAGGCAGGAGGAUGCACAUGAACUCAUGAGGUUUGCCAUUGAUACAAUGCAGUCAGUCUGCCUUAGUGAGUUUGGUGGAGAGAAAGCUGUACAUCCUAGCACUCAAGAGACAACCAUUAUUCAACAUAUAUUUGGUGGCCUGCUACAAUCUCAGGUGAUUUGUACAAAAUGCAAGAAUAUAUCAAAUCGGUAUGAUAAUAUGAUGGAUUUAACUGUCGAAAUUCAUGGGGAUGCUUCAUCAUUGGAGGAAUGUCUAGACCAAUUCACCAUCAAGGAGUGUCUUGAUGGAGAAAAUAAGUAUAAAUGUGAUGGGUGCAAUGACUAUGUCAAGGCUUGCAAGCGCCUUACUGUUAAGCGCGCUCCAAACAUUCUCACAAUUGCCUUGAAAAGAUUUCAGAGUGGCCGGUUUGGGAAAAUUAACAAGAGAGUAACAUUUCCUGAAACUUUAGAUUUGAACCCCUACAUGAGUGAAACGGGAGAUGGUGCAAAUAUCUACAAGCUUUAUGCUGUUGUUGUACAUGUGGAUAUGCUAAAUGCUUCAUUUUUUGGACACUACAUCUGUUACACCAAGGACUUCGGUGGAAACUGGUAUAGAAUUGAUGACUGUAAGGUUGCGACUGUAAAUUUGGAAGAGGUGCUUUCCCAGGGGGCAUAUAUGCUAUUAUACAGCAGGGUUCAGCCACGAGCAUCUUGUCUAACCCUUGAACCUCCAAGGAAAACAGAGGAAAUGAUCGAUGUUGAAGUACAGCCAUGCCGUAAAGAACAAGUUGAAUGUUCCACUGUUGAGUCUGCAGAUUCUACAUGCCAUUCUGGGUCUGUACCAUCUGACACUAGUCUGCCUCCGCAGAUUUCCAGCUGUGUAGACUCAAGUGCUGUAAUCAUCCCUGAAGCAGUAAGAGAACGUUCUGAUAAUGCGGAUCUUAGCCUUAAAUCACCAUCAUCUGUUCCAAAAGAGGUUUGCAUAUUUCAAAAUAAUACGCUUAGUUCCCUGUCAAGUCCAUCUGUUUCAAGGGAGAGGGAGAUUUCUAGUUGCGAGAAGGUCCCUGCUGGUAAAUUGGAUUUAGAUACAGUAAGAGGAGAUCCAGUUGUUAUAGCUAUACCUAAUGGUGAGUCAUGUCGGCCUGUUUUGGAUGAUGUAUCAACACGCUGUGAGAAGGAUCUCUCUUCUUCAGGUGGUGAAUAUGUAAAUGGCAAUUCAGAAGACAUGGAUAUCGAUAAUUGCAAGUCAGGUUCAUUGGUUGCAGAGGACAUUGGAAUUUGCAGGAGCAAUGGGCCAACGUGUGCAGAUGGAAUCACUUCUCCAGUUGCACAUUCUGGUUUCCUGAAUGGGAAUGGAGUCUGUAGAGUAGAAAAAGUAGACAAAGGUUAAAUAAUCAAGGUGGACUUCGUAACACAUUAUUAUUUUGUCCAUAAUUUUUAAUGAUCCCCUCAUCACCAAAAGGAAAAGAUUGAGCUGGGAAUUUUGCCUGGGGUUUUCAUUAUUUACAGAAAUCUCAGAUUCUGCAUAACACUUUAGUUGGGAGAGUCACUGGUAAGGUGACUGAAUGUAAUCUGGUCAUAAUGAGUUGGAAGAGGAAUUCUUUGUAUCUGUACUUUGAAUUAAUGUUAUCUUCAUUGGAAAUAUGAAGUGUUUUUUUUUCUUCCUUGCCCAA